Molecule: messenger RNA, 231 nt
Organism: Phycomyces blakesleeanus NRRL 1555(-)
Lineage: Eukaryota; Fungi; Mucoromycota; Mucoromycetes; Mucorales; Phycomycetaceae
Exons: 2
Coding region: 1-231 (76 amino acids)
Source: RefSeq, a predicted model, not a curated record
AUGAAGAAGCGGCCAUGCAACUCAACAUCGCGAGGAUCUCCGAUAGCACACAGAGAUAAGGAAAUGACCCCUUCUAUGACCCGGACAGAGCUCAAGUUUAAUUUACUGUUUCUGUAUUUCAUCUCGAUUGGGGUUAUCUUAUCUCUACAGAUAAACCACGCCAUCUCAUUCUAUCGUCCCAAGGAUCGGCGUGAGGACCUUGGAACCAGGACUUGUCUGCCUUGUCGUUAG